This is a messenger RNA of Tarenaya hassleriana, 1454 nucleotides long. Its product is annotated as cyclin-D3-1-like. Lineage: Eukaryota; Viridiplantae; Streptophyta; Magnoliopsida; Brassicales; Cleomaceae. Gene Ontology annotation, cellular component: nucleus; cytoplasm; cyclin-dependent protein kinase holoenzyme complex. Gene Ontology annotation, biological process: mitotic cell cycle phase transition; regulation of cyclin-dependent protein serine/threonine kinase activity. The transcript is spliced from 4 exons. The record is from RefSeq and is a predicted model, not a curated record. Gene Ontology annotation, molecular function: cyclin-dependent protein serine/threonine kinase regulator activity. The coding region runs from base 132 to 1217 and encodes 361 amino acids.
CCUGUCUUCUGUCUUCACACUCUCCUCCCAAAACAAAGCACACCGGAGAGAGAGAGAGAGAGAGAGAGGAGAGAGAGAGAAGCUCCGGUCUCUGAAUCGCUUCUGGUUUCGCUCUGUUUCUACAGUAGAAGAUGGAAGAACAAAACAACGAACAACUGCAAGAGCAAGAACAGAUUAUAAACCCUACAUUCGAUUCUCUGUUUUGCUCAGACGAGACGUACGAAGAGGGUAGCGACAACGAAUCACGAGCCCAUUAUUCUUGUUCAUAUAACAUAACAGAGAAUAUGCUUUGUGAAGACGAUGAGCUCGAGCUCGAAGCAUUGCUGGCCAAAGAGGCCGAACAGGGGAUUUCCCCAUUGUUCGGACGAACCCGAGAACCCUAUCCGGAUGUGUCCGGAGCCCGGAGAGAGGCCGUGGAGUGGAUUCUACAUGCCACGUCACGCCAUUGUUUCUCACCAACCACUGCUCUGUUCGCAGUCGAUUUCCUCGACCGGUUCAUCUUCCGGUUCGAGGGAUUCCGGCGAGAUCAGAAGCCGUGGAUAACCGAACUCGCCGCCAUCGGUUGCCUCUCUCUCGCCGCCAAAGUCGAGGAGAUCCAUGUCCCUCUCUUGCUUGACCUACAAGUGGAGGGUACGAGCAAAUUCAUGUUCGAAGCGAAGACGAUACAGAAAAUGGAGAUUCUAGUUCUCUCGACGCUUCAAUGGCGUAUGAAUCCAGUAACUUCUCUCUCCUUCCUCCACCGUAUCUCUAAACGUUUCGGGUUAAAGGGCCGUAUCGGCUUCGAGUUCUUGAGAAGAUGCGAGCUCACCAUUCUCUCCAUCGUCUCGGAUUACAGAUUCACGUUACACCUUCCGUCCACGGUGGCUGCCGCGACCGCAUUACACGUAGUUAAUAGCGUCGUUACCUCUACCAUUGCAUCCGAGUAUGAGAAACAACUAAUGAGUAUUCUCAGGAUCGAUAAGGAUAACCUAGAGCAAUGUCUACGGUUCGUAUCAUUAUCGAGCCACGGUCAGUUGCGGUCCAAACGCAAGCUCGGUGGUGUAGCGCCGGGCAGUCCAAACGGCGUUAUGGACGCGACGUUUAGCUCCGAUGGCUCGACCGAUUCGCUGAUCACUAUGUCGUCUUCUUCUUCCUCUUCUUCAUCUUCGGUGAAUUCUUCGCCUGAGCCAAGCUCCAAGAAGAGAAAGAACACUACGACCAUGGCCAUCGAACGAUGAUAAUAAUAAUAAUCUCGUUAUGAGAUUUGAUUAUUCAUCGUCCAGUAUUCGUCCUCGCGAGACUUGAAUAUAGUAUUUAGUUCCUUUUUUUUUUCUGUGUAAUAAUCUUGUUUUCUUUCUUCGAUUACAAGUUAUAUGUGCCCUCCAUCUCGAGAGGAUAUAUAUGUUUUGUAACUAUGUAAUUAAAUCUUGAGCUCGCGAAUAUAUGUACUAAUCCAAUCAAUAUUAAUUUAUACA